Molecule: messenger RNA, 1565 nt
Organism: Aphidius gifuensis
Lineage: Eukaryota; Metazoa; Arthropoda; Insecta; Hymenoptera; Braconidae
Gene: RpL3
Product: 60S ribosomal protein L3
Exons: 8
Coding region: 78-1316 (412 amino acids)
Biological process (GO): translation; ribosomal large subunit assembly
Cellular component (GO): ribosome; cytosolic large ribosomal subunit
Molecular function (GO): structural constituent of ribosome; RNA binding
Source: RefSeq, a predicted model, not a curated record
UGAUAUCAGCCAUUUUGAGCAUGCUAUAAAACCACUGUUUUCCCUGUGCCUCUCUCAUUUACUCCGGGGAUUUCAAGAUGUCUCAUCGUAAAUUUAGUGCCCCACGUCAUGGUUCUAUGGGUUUCUACCCAAAAAAAAGAUCCCAACGUCAUCGUGGUAAAGUAAAGGCUUUCCCAGUCGAUGACCCAUCAAAACCAGUUCAUUUAACUGCUUUCAUUGGUUACAAAGCCGGUAUGACCCAUGUUGUACGUGAAGCUGAUCGUCCAGGUUCAAAGAUCAACAAGAAGGAAAUUGUUGAAGCAGUAACCAUUCUUGAAACUCCACCAAUGAUGAUCGUUGGAUGUGUUGGUUACAUUGAGACACCACAUGGUCUUCGUGCCUUGACAACUGUCUGGGCUGAACAUUUGUCAGAAGAUUGUCGUAGACGCUUCUACAAAAAUUGGUACAAGAGCAAGAAGAAGGCUUUUACCAAGGCAUCAAAAAAAUGGCAAGAUGAUUUGGGACGUAAAUCAAUUGAAAAAGAUCUUAAAAAAAUUGUCAAAUACUGCAAAGUUGUUCGUGUUAUUGCACACACUCAGAUGAAACUUUUGAGACAACGUCAAAAGAAAGCCAACAUCAUGGAAAUCCAAUUGAACGGUGGUACCAUUGCUGAUAAAGUACAAUGGGCACGUGAUCAUUUGGAAAAACCAAUUCCAGUCAACAAUGUCUUCGCUCAAGAUGAGAUGAUUGAUGUUAUUGGUGUUACCAAGGGAAAAGGAACAAAAGGUGUUACUUCACGUUGGCACACAAAGAAACUUCCCCGUAAGACACACAAGGGUCUCAGAAAGGUUGCCUGUAUUGGUGCAUGGCAUCCAAGCAGAGUAUCAUUCACUGUUGCUCGUGCUGGUCAAAAAGGUUAUCAUCAUCGUACUGAGAUUAACAAAAAAAUCUACAGAAUUGGACAAGGAAUCCACACCAAAGAUGGAAGGGUUAUCAAAAACAAUGCCUCAACUGAGUACGAUUUGACUGAAAAAACCAUCACACCAAUGGGAGGUUUCCCCCAUUAUGGUGAGGUUAACAACGACUUCAUCAUGGUCAAGGGAUGUUGCAUGGGACCAAAAAAACGUGUCAUUACUCUUCGCAAGUCUCUUUUGGUUCACACAAAACGUGCAGCAUUGGAAAAGAUCAACCUCAAGUUCAUCGAUACCAGUUCCAAAUUUGGUCAUGGUCGUUUCCAAACUGCUGCCGACAAAUCAUCUUUCAUGGGUCAACUCAAGAAAGAUCGUAUUGCCGAAGAGCAAAAAGAACAAAAGGAAGCACAAACAACAACUGCAUAAUUAUCUAUCAAUUGUAUUUGUUAACAUGAUUUUUAAAAUUGAAUAGACAAUUAUUAAUUCAAACCACAAACAAAUUUGUAUUUUUUUUUUUUUUUAAAUCAUCGAAACAGUCAAUUAAUUUUAAUUUAACAAACAGAUUAAAGUAUCUGUUAAAUGCAGUCAUUAAUUUAUUUAUUUUUUAACUUAUAAAUUUAUCAUUUACUAUUAUUAUAAUAAACAAAAGAAAAACAAUUAUUUUAUAUAUAAAAA